UCACUUCUCUGUUCUCUGCCAAACACGCCGGGCCACCCUCUCGCCCCGCCCCCGAGCCGACCCGGAGCCUGUUGGCUGCCUUCCGCGCAGGGUGAGAAGCCGGGCUGCGGAAGGAUGGACCCUGCGGCUGGCGGGUUCUCGGAGGAGCAGUUCCGGCAGAUCUGCGCGGAGCUCCAGCAGCCCGCGCUGGCCGGGGCCGACUGGCAGCUGCUGGUGGAGACCUUGGGCAUCAGCAUCUACCGGCUGCUGGACCAGCAGACUGGACUUUAUGAGUAUAAAGUGUUUGGGGUUCUGGAGGACACCCCGCCGGCUCUACUCGCAGACGUCUAUAUGGACUUAGACUACAGAAAACAGUGGGACCAAAAUGUGAACGAACUCUAUGAAAAAGAAUGCGACGGCAAGACCGUGGUCUACUGGGAAGUGAAAUACCCUUUUCCCAUGUCCAACAGGGAUUAUGUCUACAUCCGGCAGCGGCGAGAGCUGGACGUGGAAGGACGGAAGAUCCAUGUGGUCCUGGCACAGAGCAUCUCCCUGCCGCAGUUUGCCGAGAAGCCAGGCGUGAUCCGGGUGAAGGGGUACAAGCAGAGACUGGCGAUUGAGAGCAAUGGCAAGAAAGGGAGCAAAGUUUUCAUGUAUUACUUCGAUAACCCGGGUGGCCAAAUUCCGUCCUGGCUCAUUAACUGGGCUGCCAAGAAUGGAGUUCCUAACUUCUUGAAAGACAUGGCGAAAGCCUGUGAGACCUACCUCAAGAAAACCUAAGAAAGGCAACUGGGAGCCUUGCAUCUGUGGAACGAUGUCUCUGGAAGUGCCACAACCCACGAAUGCUCAGCCUUCCUUUCACUUUUCCAUCUUCAGAGGUGGCACACUCUCCAGCAUGGCGGCCCUGAGUGUGUGUGUGCCCGACCCCCACUUCUUUUUCCACUCUCUCUGCCCCAGAACCAGCUGCCUUCUUCCACUAUUGAAUAUGGGUCAGAUUAGGGAAACUUCUGCUUGUUUCUUUUUUAAAAGGGAAGUCCUCCGUAGGGAACACAGUCAUUCCAUUUUGCCGUUUUCCUUCUGGGGUAGGGAGGAUCGGUGGGUGGAAGAGUAACAUUAAAACACAAGAAUGACCCAUCUGGCCCAGCGACUCCAGAGGGCUGUUGGAAUUUGCAUUCCCUUCAGAGGUGACUCUCAGUGCACCAAGACUGGAAAACUGUGUUGAUGUCAAUUUGCCGUAAGCUUUGUGACUUGAUUUGGCUGGGAUAUGAGGUGAUAAUCCAGUAAGUCUCUGCCAUUCCCACUCGUGGAGGAUCAGAAGCUGUUUUGAUUUCAAACCAUUUUGAAAAACACUGUAGGCCUGACUAAGUACAUAAUGUGAUAAUCAUUUUUUUUCCCUCAUCAUCCACGUCUGGGUUUUUCUCUUUUCUGUAUGCUGCUGGGGAAAGGCUGUCCAUACCUCACCCGCUCUGCAUUUUACUGGAAACUGAGGCAUCAGGAUGGCUCUGGUAGUUGGCAGAAGCCGAGAUGCUUUGCACACAGCACUGUGAUAAAGUAUCUUUCUUUGUAUGCAAUAAGAUUGAUUUCCCUUCUAGAAUGUUUGGAGAUGUUGAGGAGGUAAUAGUCCACAGCCAGGGAAAUUCUAAUCAGUGGCCUGGCUGACUCUACACUUUUUUCUCAGGAAUUCUACCUAAGUUGUCUGCCUCUUGCACCACCAAAAGACUUCAAGUUUCCUAUGUUUUCUUCUGAAUUAUGGUAGGGCAAGAUAUUCUGUGGCACAGGCUUGAUGAUCUCAGGGAAAAAUUUUAACCACUAUGUGAUGGUACCAAACCUUGAUUAACGGGCACAGAAAUUCAGGAUGUAAAGCCAGAAGCAGGGGAUUUAUUGAAAUGAGAUACCUCAGACUGUAUGUUUUCUCUCUGCGAAGCAAAGUGUGUUGAACAACAAAUAAAUACAGAGUGGCUCAUACUGGUCCUGUCUGUAGCUUCCUUCCCAUCUUGUUCCUUUUGUGAGAAUGAAUUGAUUUGGUCUUUUUUGGUUUCCAGGUCACAUCCAAUCUAACUCAUGGACUUGAACUUGAAAAAGAAUCUUAGGCUCACUUACGUGCAAGGCCAGGCCUAGAGUUGCCUCAGGUAGGGGUUGAUACAGGCGCUCAAACCGACAUUGGAAUUCAGCUCUCUUCCCCAGGUUAUCUUUGAUGUUGGGCUAUGGUUGGUGGCAGGAUUACUGCUAAUGGAAAAAGGUAGGCCUGCAUCUUCCCAGGCUCACACUGAGCCAAAACAAAGAGACAGCGUUUCUUUCUAUUAAUCUCACACCAUCUUAUGAUUCCCUCUAACCCAUGUGCAGAUGCUUGCCCCAGUCUUUGUCAUGUGGAUAGAAUUAUGCAACUAAAUGAGUACUUCAUAAAUGUACCAUGACAAUACCAUUAUCAGUAAUCUAGCUGGAACUUAAUUUUAGAUAAACUAAAUUAAAUGCCUCAUGUUGGACAGAUCAGAUUGAAAUUUUAUGUUUAAACAUUGAAACACAACACUAAGAUUAUAGUCUGUGAGCGGAAAAUCAACAUGAAAUGGUGUCAGGCAAACCGUAAACUUAAAUGUUUGUUAUAGUGUUUGAUAAUUUGCUAAGAGCUCUGAGAGUACUAAGAAUACUGAGUUUCAAGGUAAGACAGAAAAAAAUACCGUUUCCCCCAAAAUAAAACCUAGCCAGAUAAUCAGCUCUAAUGCAUCUUUUGGAGCAAAAAUUAGUAUAAGACCCAGUCUUAUAUAAGUAAAAUAUAGUAAAAUACGACCGGCUCUUAUAUUAAUUUUGCUCCAAAAGACACAUUAGAGCUGAUUGUCCGGCUAGGUCUUAUUUUCAGGGAAACACGGUAGCCACUAAGUUUGCUAUAAUUAGUUGAGUGAUGGCUGUUUUGCAUUCAUUCUUGCUAAUUUGGAGAAGAAGACAGUCGUAUGCAGCACUGAAAUAUGAGGUUAUGUGGGAAACAGAACCCUUGAGCCAGAGGCACAAACAAUAUAGAACUGGAGGUUGCACCUGAGUUUUCAGAGUAUGCCUUAUAGGAGCUGAUUGUAUCAUUUGGAAUUUGAAAGUAAUAAAUAUAUUGCCAUUC
Molecule: messenger RNA, 3082 nt
Organism: Rhinolophus ferrumequinum (greater horseshoe bat)
Lineage: Eukaryota; Metazoa; Chordata; Mammalia; Chiroptera; Rhinolophidae
Gene: PCTP
Product: phosphatidylcholine transfer protein
Exons: 6
Coding region: 115-759 (214 amino acids)
Molecular function (GO): phosphatidylcholine binding; phosphatidylcholine intramembrane carrier activity
Source: RefSeq, a predicted model, not a curated record